Radiomyces spectabilis is the source of this 1047-nucleotide messenger RNA. Its product is annotated as phosphatidic acid phosphatase type 2/haloperoxidase. Lineage: Eukaryota; Fungi; Mucoromycota; Mucoromycetes; Mucorales; Radiomycetaceae. Bases 1 to 1047 code for a protein of 348 amino acids. Gene Ontology annotation, molecular function: sphingosine-1-phosphate phosphatase activity. The transcript has 8 exons. Gene Ontology annotation, cellular component: endoplasmic reticulum membrane. The record is from RefSeq and is a predicted model, not a curated record.
AUGCCCAAGAAAGUAGUAAAGUCCAGAGCCUCCGAUGUUGACGCUGGUACACACGAUGACCGUCUGUACGACAAAGCAUUCCACCCCUGGCGUGCCAAACUGCGUAAAAUGCUCUUACCUAUAGUACGCAGUGAAACGCCAUGGCUCGCUGCUAUGCAGAAACGGAUAAGGACGCCGACUCUAGAUACGUACUUUGUAUGGACAGCUAAUCUCGGCACGCAUACGUUCUUUAUGAUCUUUUUACCCUUGCUAGUCUGGUUCGGUAAUGCCGGCUUGGGACGAAGUAUUGCAUGUCUGACAGCUUUUGGUGUCUUUUGGUCUGGUUUCUUCAAGGAUUUCAUGUGUCUUCCUCGACCGCUUUCUCCACCCGUCCACCGUCUUACCAUGUCUCCUUCAGCAGCUUUGGAAUACGGUUUCCCAUCGACGCACUCUACCAAUUCGAUCUCCGUUGCGUUGUACAUGGUUGCAAUGGCAUGUGAAAGUGAUCUUCCUCCUCAAUCGCCUGCACGAAUGGCAUGUAUCAUUGGAUCCUUUGUCUAUGCCGUAAGCGUGGUGUUUGGCAGAAUUUAUUGCGGUAUGCACAGCAUAACAGACGUGAUUGGAGGUACUCUCUUAGCCUAUGUCUUGUUUUGGGUCCAAUGGACCUUUAAAGACCAAUUUAAUGAAAUGUUCCUUAGCGACUCCUAUUUUGUAUUUCUCUCUAUUCCCUUUUGUCUCAUUCUUGUGGGAUUACAUGUUUGUUUCAUGGGGGUUUGCAUUGGAUUGUUUCCUGGUAGCUGGCUUUGCUAUCGAUCAGAAUAUUGUACUUUGGGUUUGAGUACCGCUGCCACGAGCCAUUAUUCAAGCAUCGUUGCAUUGAUUGUAAUUUUAAUCAAGGUGAUCCUAGGUGUCGCCAUUUUAUUUAUAUGGCGUAUGGCAUGCAAGCGAGCGUGUUAUGUCAUUCUGCCUCCCAUCUAUCGUGUAUUUAAUCUUCCCCAUCGCAAAUUUGAAAUUGGUGCUAGGUACGCUUGGAUGCCAUGUUUUUGUUUGGUUUGGUUGCUAAAUUAG